AAUUUCUGAUCUUUUAUCUGGAAGAGCAAAAAAAAGGAGUGAGAUAUUGACAACAGCAUCUACUUCGGCAACAGCAUCUACUUCAGCAGUAGUAAAAGCAUCAACAUCAUUAAUAAGAGAAAGGGGAGAAAGUGAAAUAGAGGAUGUAUUAAUAGGACCAUUUGAUGAAGAAUCACAGGAAUUACCACUAACUAGAGAAGAACCUCUAUCAACAAGAAAAAGAAAGCAAGAUCACGUAUUAGAUUAUUUAAAAAAAAUUGACAAGGAAGUUUCAGACAUCCAAAAAAUGAUGGAGAGAA
Messenger RNA from Diversispora eburnea, 299 nucleotides. NCBI's taxonomy places the organism in Eukaryota, Fungi, Glomeromycota, Glomeromycetes, Diversisporales, Diversisporaceae. The record is from the annotation of a GenBank genome assembly.